Messenger RNA from Sphenostylis stenocarpa, 315 nucleotides. The record is from the annotation of a GenBank genome assembly. NCBI's taxonomy places the organism in Eukaryota, Viridiplantae, Streptophyta, Magnoliopsida, Fabales, Fabaceae.
AUGGAGAAGAAGUUAAGGAUAAAGAAGAAAGUAUGGAUGGGGAAGAAGUUUGGGAUGGAGAAGAAGUUUGGAAUGGAGAAGAAUCUACUAAUUAAGGAAGCAGAAGAAGUUAAAGAGGAUGGAGAAGAAGUUAGGGAAGGAGAAAAAGUGAAGAAUGAAGAACAAGUUAGGGAAGGAGAAGAAGUUAAGGAUGGAGAACAAGUUAGGGAUGGAGAAGAAGAAGUUAAGGAUGGAGAAGUAGUUUGGGAUGGGGAAGAAGUGAAGAAAGGAGAAGAAGUUAAGGAAGAAGAAGAAGAAGUUUCGGAUGGAGAAUAA